Sander lucioperca (pikeperch) is the source of this 4496-nucleotide messenger RNA. It is a transcript of the gene sh2d3ca, whose product is annotated as SH2 domain containing 3Ca. Bases 1 to 2850 code for a protein of 949 amino acids. Gene Ontology annotation, molecular function: guanyl-nucleotide exchange factor activity; phosphotyrosine residue binding. NCBI's taxonomy places the organism in Eukaryota, Metazoa, Chordata, Actinopteri, Perciformes, Percidae. The record is from RefSeq and is a predicted model, not a curated record. Gene Ontology annotation, biological process: positive regulation of peptidyl-serine phosphorylation; small GTPase-mediated signal transduction. The transcript is spliced from 16 exons.
AUGAGCAAAAGGAAACUGAGUUUCAAGUGGUUUGGUAGCCUCACCAACCUCUCCUUUCGCCGCUCCACUGAAAAAUCUGACUCCAAGACCUCUCCGUCCAAGUCUGGAGCAGGAUGUGUACCUGGAGAUGGCAAGGCGAUCCUGGCUCCAGUUGUUGAGACAACAAUGGACGACAUGGAUGCCAUGCGUCCUCGCACUGCCAGCUACAUUCGCUCCAGUGAGAGCUACACACACAUGGGUACGCUGCCACGGCUACUGAUGAAGAGGAGAGACAAGAGCAAUAAAGGAGGCCCCAGCAGCAAUAAGAAGAGUAAAGACAAGAGCAGCAUCAGCAGAAGUCAAAGCCAGAGACCUUUACGGGACCAAGACUGUGGCGGAUCUAAAGCGGCUAGGGAUGAAGCUGGAAGUAAAGCUGACACUGGGCUCGGCAAAGACUCUCUCACUGUUCCCAAGACCCAGCCUGAACCUAUAGGGGAAACUAAUGUCACAAACACCCAAAACACCAUCUCUACCAUGUCGCCAUCUGGUGGCCCAAGUGCUGCACUCCAACCAGAGACUUGUGACAAGCAGAGCAUCACACAGGCAGGUGCAGACUUGAACCCUGAGGAGACUUCAUCACCUCCACCCAGCCGGGGGAAUGAUCAGAUUAAUGAGGAUGAAGGGUUGGAGUCCAGGCCUGUAUCUGAACCUAAGGAGGAGGCAGAGAGACAGCUGACAGGAGGAGCGGAUAAAGGAAACCAAAACUCUGACAGCAUUUACUGCUACAUGGAGCCAGCAGAGAGCCAGGCAGAAUAUAUGCAGUUCUCCAAGGAGAAGUACCUGCUGGAGUCUCCUCCUGAGAAACUUCGGAAGGAGCUGGAGGAGGAGCUGAAACUGAGCGCUGCUGACAUCAGGAGCCAUGGCUGGUACCAUGGACACAUACCCAGAGAGGUGUCAGAGACUCUGGUUGUACGUAAUGGUGAUUUCCUCGUGCGUGACUCUGUGACCAGUGUGGGUGACUACGUACUGACCUGUCGAUGGGAUAAUGAGGUGCUGCACUUCAAAAUCAGCAAAGUCCUGGUCAAAUCCAAUGAGACCAAGGUGCAGUAUAUGUUGGAGUCCGACAGCUUCGACUCGGUCCAGGAGCUUGUGAGGUUUUACGUGGGCCAGCGCAAACCGGUCUCCCAGUCCAACGGAGUCCACAUCUACUGUCCGGUCAGCAGGACUCUCCCCCUGCGCUACCUGGAGGCCACCUUUGCUCUGGCCUGCAGCAAGCAAGGCUCCACCUACUCACCGUCCAGUCAGAGGGGAGCGUAUAUCAAGAGACGGAGCGUCACCAUGACCGAUGGGCUGACAACUGAGAAGAUGAUACCUCACAGUGACUCAGACAGUCCCAGUCCAGUUAAGACACCAGUGGCACCACCAGAACCAGAGCCGGAACCUGGGCCCAACUGCAGCCCAUCGACAAUCCACCACCAUAAGGACGCAAUGCGGAACUGUGCGAUGAGCAUGGACCAGAUUCAGGAGUAUCGCUGCCCCUUGUCACCUGUUGGAGAAACCCCACUGAGUCCUGCAUAUAGUGCUAUCACCAGGCAGAGAGCCCACUCAGGUGGGCGGGUCCUGGCUGUUGUCCCACCCUCUCCUGUGAUGCGUCGUUCCAGCGACCCUCAGCUCAGCCCCUCAGCCAGUAACAACCCGCCAGAGCAUCCCGCGCAUACCUCUCACUCGGCACACUCCACGCCCGCCCAUCAUCCCAGCUACCAAUCACAUUCCUCAGAUACAGCAGGGAGCUACUGUGACCUCAGACCUUGCCCUGCUGGCCCCCCUAAACCCCCAACUAAGAGCUACGUGGAGCGAUUGCGAGUGGAAGAAGGGAGGGAGGAUGGAGCAAGGGAGGAAGGAGAGGGGAUGUUCAGCACCCCACAGGUGGAGACAGCAUCUUUGUUUAGGCCAUCCAGGUACGAGUCUUGCCUUAUGCCAGCUGAGAAUAAGCCUCUAGAGAUGUCUGUGCUGAAGAGAGUCAAAGAGCUGCUGGCUGAGGUGGAUGCAAGGACCGCGGCUAAACACAUCACCAUGGUGGACUGCACGGUGGCUAGAAUAUUAGGUGUAACAUCAGACAUGCAAAGGAUGAUGGGAGUGUCCUCAGGGUUGGAGUUACUGACACUACCACAUGGACACCAGCUACGACUUGACCUACUGGAGAGGUUUUAUACCAUGUCUAUCAUGAUGGCGGUGGAUCUGCUGGGCUGUACAGGAAGCACAGAGGAGAGGGCGGCCCUGCUCCACAAGACCAUCCAAUUGGCAGCAGAGUUGAAAAGCAACCUGGGCAACAUGUUUGGCUUUGCUGCUGUGAUGAGAGCGCUGGAGCUGCCACAAAUUUCCCGCCUGGAGCAGACGUGGAUAACAUUACGCCAGAGACACACAGAGGGCGCUAUUCUUUAUGAGAAGAAGCUCAAACCUUUCAUGAAGAAUAUGAACGAUGGCAAAGAGUCGAAUGCCCUGUCCAACACCUCCCUCCCCCACAUCAUUCCUAUCCUUUCCUUAUUGGAGCGGGGUAUGGCUGUAGGGGAGACGCUGGAGCCCUGGGAGAGUGCAGAGGUUGGAGUAGACGUGGUCAUGUACCACCUAGAGGCAGCUCGUACCAUCGCACAUCACGGGGGGAUCUAUAGAACCAACACUGAGACCAAACUGCAGGGAUUCCAGGAGCAAGCAGAAAUACACGAGAUCUUCCAGACAGAGUUUCAGAUGCGUCUCCUGUGGGGCAGCCGCGGCUCUGAGGGCAGCCAAUCAGAGCGUUAUGAGAAGUUCGACAAGGUCCUCACCGCUCUGUCACACAAGCUUGAGCCUCCUGUGCGCCACAGCGAGCUAUAGCAUCUGCCCUAACACCCAACAUCGCCAAAACACCCCCAUCUGCACUCACCACUCAUUGUGGUAUGGUCUUGUUUUGCAUCGCAAAGGAUGAUGUGGAAGAGUCCAGCGCGAACACUGGGAGGGGGGAGAGUGAAUGAAGAGGCAGCUAACCGAGCAUGUGCAGUGAGCAAUAUAAAAAAGAGGGUCUCACUUAUAACACGUGUUGCACUCACUAUGGACUUCUUCUGUUCCUCCCUGUGGACUUCCUCACUUAUCGUAAAAUAUUUAAAUGGUGUCUGAGAGGAGACAAGCUAAGUGGACAAGAAGAUGGGGAGAUGGGGGAGAUGGGUGACCAGCUCCUCUGCCUGGUACAAACCGUAACGUGUACGGUGUGUCCUGAGGGCCAAACAGAGCUGCAGAGUUUUGCUUUGCUCCAAUAAAACGCAGACUCUCUCUUGUUUCAAACUGCUGUCACACACUGUAGCAGAAAUGCUAACAAUAACUUGCAUAGCUCAUAAUAGAUGUUUUGUCUGUGUGUGUGAGUGUGGGUCUGUAUGCGUGCGUAUGUAUGUAUGUUUACAUGCCCUCAGUCCUUAUUUAUUUUGCUAUGAUCAACGGAUAUCUAAACAUCAUGGACGUUGCUUCACCAAACUCAUGAGAAACUGCCAGUGCUCAUUCGGAGGGAACCAUGUUCAUAAAAACUCAUUAAAUAUGUAUCAAGCAGUCCCAUUGACUCCCUUAAAAAAUGUAUCGGGCAUGCAUUAAUAAAUGUAUCCAAAAUAAUACAUUUGCAGACAUCAUGCAGCAACUUCAAUGUGAGGGUUUUGCGAAUUGUUAAAAAUGUUAAGAGGACAAAAAAACGUCCCUCUGUUGUAGCUGUUUGACUAAUACAUUUGGUCUUGUACACAUAAUUUAGCUUAAAAUGGCACUAACAGACAGAGGACAAAUGGGAUCUUUAAAUUUAGUUUAAGCAAUGUUCACUUAGUAUAUAAACAUUUAUGAACAUACAUUGGUAUGACUGAAGCUUUAGUUUAAAAAGUUGCAGAAAUAAUUACAAUGGUUGAUGCAUGCAGCUAUAAAUGUUAUACCAAGUAAAAUGUUGCUUUAAACUGCCAAUUAAAAUAUAACAAUGUGUCAAACUUGACAAUAUGCAGAUGAUACAGUGAAGAUCUUUCAGGUCUGUGGAUAAUCUUGAAUGAUACCAAACAGACAGAGAAAUCUGUUAUCUUUCAUCUUUUUGCCAGUUUUAAAAACAAUGAAUUAUAAAGGAAGUUCCCAAACUAAGCCCAAUAAUAACAUGUCGACAGCAGCCCUGCUACAGAGAAUGUCAUGUUGUAUGUUUUGAGUUUGUGUUUCAGCAAUAGAGCUAAUCAUUUUAUUGCUAUGGGAUUACAUUUUGGUUGACUGUUUGGUGUUAAAUCUUUGCUGUAUUUACAGCAUGUCGGCUUGAGAGGGCUGGAGCUGACUCUCAGAGCUAUGCAAUCAUUUCAACCAAGGGCUGAGGCCCCUGAGGAACAGACACCCAAUCACAAUAUUCACUUUUUGCCCCUGACAUCACCUUCUUUUUAGAUGUAUAUUCUUUGUUCUCUCAAACCCUAGCCAAACUGAUAAUCUAUAUAUGAACUAAAGUCAUAUCAGAUAUCAACCAAACAGAAAUAAUUAAAAAA